Molecule: messenger RNA, 510 nt
Organism: Acanthosepion pharaonis
Lineage: Eukaryota; Metazoa; Mollusca; Cephalopoda; Sepiida; Sepiidae
Source: the annotation of a GenBank genome assembly
AUGUCCCAGCUUUAUUCCUUCAAGGCUGUAGAAGAUUCCUUUCAGCAACCAAAUAAUAAUGCUUCAGGAGACGACUUCAUGCUGUCCCAGCUUUAUUCCUUCAAGGCUGAAGAUUCCUUUCAGCAACCAAAUAAUCCUUCAGAGACGACUUUUGUCCCAGCUUUAUUCCUUCAAGGCUGUAGAAGAUUCCUUUCAGCAACCAAAUGGGCUGUGAAAGUUCUUUCCAGCAACCAAAUGGUAGUGAGACUUUCAUGUCAGCUUUAUUCCUUCAAGGCUGUAGAAGAUUCCUUUCAGCAACCAAAUGGUAAUGCUUCAGAACGACUUCAUGUCCCGCUUUUAUUCCUUCAAGGCUGUAGAAGAUUCCUUUCAACAACAAAUAAUAAUGCUUCAGAGACGACUUCAUGUCCCAGCUUUAUUCCUUCGAAGGCUGUAGAAGUUCCCUUUCAACAACCAAAUAAUAAUGCUUCAGAGACGACUUCAUGUCCCAGCUUUAUUCCUUCAAGGCUGUAG